CUCACCCUGCUCCAUGGAUACACAUGAGGUUUAAAAUCUUAUAAGAAUAUCCGAUAAUUAUGUGUUUCUGUCUAAAGGUCCGUCGGUUGCUGCCCAAUAGAGGAAUUGAAUGUCAAGCCCCGAUCAGGUUGACUUGAAGAUGUACUGCUAUCGUCUCCCCUAUCUGAGGCCAUCGCUAUUUGCCUUAGUCGCUUUUUCUGUCGCCUUGUCUUCUACUCUUCAGCCUUCCGCUCCUCUUCUUUUUCCUUUUGCUUGCCUUGAUCUUAGUGGCUGUAUCGCACGCACUCCUAAACAUCGUUCCCUCUGUCAUCGCCACCGCCUCCAUCACAACUCUUGUCUCAUUCCCGACACCCGAUCCACCUGCAUUGCUUGCACCGUCCCCACCAUGCUGGCUUUCAUCAGGGAAUGCGCUUUUGUCACUGUCAUUCGAACAACCACAAAGAGGAGCUUUCUUAGCAAUCAAGUGAGAUUUACUUCGUGAAAGGGGGGAUCAGGCUGAUACCCAAGGCUGCUUUGGGCAGCCAUGACCUGCCUGUCAACAUGAGGGCCAAUGCUGCGGCAAGGUCCAAUGGGAGGAAAGCAUCCGAGGUUCAGGCAAAUCGGACAAACUAGCGUCACUGUUGGUUGGGGCUUCGCGGCAACGACAGUCUCAGAUCCUAUGUUCCGACCAAGUCCGGACCAGUUGGAUUUGCCCGUUACAGCCAACGCAGGGCAGUAGUUUGAC
Aspergillus caelatus is the source of this 724-nucleotide messenger RNA. RefSeq lists its product as uncharacterized. NCBI's taxonomy places the organism in Eukaryota, Fungi, Ascomycota, Eurotiomycetes, Eurotiales, Aspergillaceae. The transcript has 2 exons. The coding region runs from base 110 to 481 and encodes 123 amino acids. The record is from RefSeq and is a predicted model, not a curated record.